Messenger RNA from Trichobilharzia regenti, 508 nucleotides. Lineage: Eukaryota; Metazoa; Platyhelminthes; Trematoda; Strigeidida; Schistosomatidae. The record is from the annotation of a GenBank genome assembly.
CCAACAACUGUGCCACCGACGCACCAUAUACAUAUAUCUCUAUACGUAUACAUCAAGCCAUACAAAACAUUCCAAGACAUUGACUGAAAAUAUGAUAUUAUGCAAUUUAAAGAAAAUCAUAUGGUACGCGAGUAAACGAUCAACCACGUUCCAAUAGCUCUCCACCUGAUAUCAGGUCGUAAUGAAACCGGUAGGUAACCAAACAAAACACUUGACAAUUAAUCUGAUGCUCACUAGUAACUGGCUGGCCCUACACAGGAAGUUACAUAGAGUUUUACGAGUUGACCACGGAUUGAUAUCAGUUAGAGAACCAUUGAAAACCAGCACUGGAGUACUGGACAGCUGUUUCACCAGCCUAGGUUGGGAAUCAUCGGUAGUACACAUCCGCCCCACUGCGAGGGUUCGAACCCAAGACCUUUCGGUUACAAGGAAAGCUGGCUCGUAUAACAUUCAGCCAUUGGGACCCGACUCCCCAAUGGCCAGUUCAUGAAUUCUAACUUCUACCAAU